AGAACACAAUCGACCUGUUGUUAGCAAGCCAUCGCCAUGUUCAAGAAGGUAACUCUGUUGUGUUUGGCAGCCUUGGCUGUGGCUAGGCCGGAUAAGCCAGCUCCUUCUUCUGGGUAUGGGUAUUCUGCCCCUACACAGCCCCCUCCUCCCCCAGUCUACAGUCCCCUCAACCAGCUUACCCUCCGCCCCUCAACCUUCCUAUUCUGCCCCUCAACCAUCCUAUUCCGCCCCUGCUCCAUCCUACGAGGAACCUGAGAAGGGAAUGCCCUUCGACUUCGAGUACGCCGUGAACGACCAGUACAAGGGCCUCGACUUCGCCCACGACUCCGAGUCCGACGGAAAUGUUGUCAAGGGCGAGUACCACGUCCUCCUCCCCGACGGUCGCACUCAGAUCGUCACUUACACCGCCGACGCCUACAACGGAUUACCAGGCUGAGGUCACUUACGAGGGCGAAGCCCAGUACCCGGAGCCCCAGCCUUACACGCCUGCCCCUGCUUACUCGG
Molecule: messenger RNA, 504 nt
Organism: Macrobrachium nipponense
Lineage: Eukaryota; Metazoa; Arthropoda; Malacostraca; Decapoda; Palaemonidae
Product: cuticle protein 19-like
Exons: 3
Coding region: 116-436 (106 amino acids)
Cellular component (GO): extracellular matrix
Source: RefSeq, a predicted model, not a curated record